Bacidia gigantensis is the source of this 1158-nucleotide messenger RNA. RefSeq lists its product as uncharacterized. The transcript has 2 exons. Bases 1 to 1158 code for a protein of 385 amino acids. The record is from RefSeq and is a predicted model, not a curated record. Gene Ontology annotation, molecular function: L-alanine:glyoxylate transaminase activity; L-serine:pyruvate transaminase activity. Gene Ontology annotation, cellular component: peroxisome. NCBI's taxonomy places the organism in Eukaryota, Fungi, Ascomycota, Lecanoromycetes, Lecanorales, Ramalinaceae.
AUGUCUUCCCAACCAGACCAUCCCUUCCUGCUCAUCCCAGGACCAAUUGAGCUAGAUGAUACCGUCCUUAAUUCCAUGUCUCACUACGCCCAAUCUCAUGUCGGCCCGCCCUUCGUCAACAUCUUCGGCGAAACCCUCAGCAUGCUGCGGAAAAUGCUGCAGACCUCCCAUCCCAGCUCUCAGCCCUUCAUCAUCUCCGGAUCUGGCACGCUGGGCUGGGAUCUCGUCGCUGCAAAUCUGGUAGAGAGAGGGGAUGAUGUGCUGGUGUUGCAUACAGGCUAUUUCGCGGACUCGUUUGCCGAUUGUUUCGAAACGUACGGAGUGAGAGCGGAGCAACUGAAGGCGCCAAUCGGGGAUCGUCCAGGUCUAGAGGAGGUAGAAGCGAAGUUGAAGGAGAAGAGAUGGAAGAUGAUUACCGUGACGCAUGUGGAUACGAGCACGGGAGUGUUGAGUGAGAUCAAGGGGUUGAGCGAGUUGGUGCAUAGGGUUAGCCCUGACACGCUUGUGGUUGUGGAUGCUGUAUGUGCCGUGGGGAGCGAAGAAAUUCGCUUCGAUGAGUGGGGUCUCGAUGUGGUCUUGACAGCAAGUCAGAAAGGCCUGGGGUGUCCACCGGGGCUGUCUAUUGUGAUGUGCUCUGGGCGAGCGAUGGACGUAUUCAAGAAUAGAAAAACGCCGCCGGCGAGCUAUUUUGCCAGUAUAAAGAAUUGGCUGCCAAUAAUGCAGAACUACGAAGCCAAGAAACCAUCCUACUUUGCCACUCCACCUACGCAGCUGAUUACCGCCUUGCACACCUCACUCACCCAAAUCCUCUCUCGCCCGCUCGCAGAACGAUUCGCUGCCCACCGGGAAGCUUCACAGCGAAUAAAGAAGGCGGUCACAGAUGUGGGGUUGAAGCAAUUGGCAGAAAAGCCGGAAAACCAGGCCAGCGGCAUGACAGCUAUGUAUCUUCCCAAUGAUUUGAAGGCACCAGAAGUUCUGCCCAAUAUUCUGAAAAGAGGGGUCAUUUUCGCGGGCGGUUUGCACAAAGAGAUCGCUGCAAAGUACAUAAGGUUUGGGCAUAUGGGUGUGAGUGUGACAGAUUUGAAAAGGGGCGAUAUUGACAAGGCUCUACAGGCCUUGAGAGACGGACUGGCAGAGGUUGGAUAUAAAGCCCCAUGA